AUGGUAUAUAGUAAAGCUAACAGUUACAGCAACCACACGGUUGUAUCUCGAUUAUUGCGCUUCGUGGAAACAACUGACUCCCGAAACGCGUUUCCCACUCGUCAAGUAUCAGAAUCGGCGGAGAAGUAAACGCUUCGAACAAUGUUCUCGGUUGUAGUGUUGGUUUUGAUGGUGUGUGGGAUACACGGAAAGCCCAUAGAUCGGUUGACAGACGAUCGGGCUAACAAGAUCGAUAAAGAAGGGAGACUAACAGAAGUGGAGAUAGUAGACGAAGAUGCCACUGUGACGUCAACUUUGAAAGACGGAGUAAAUCAAGAAACCACCACGGCGAAACCAAGUUUCAUCACCUGGUUCUUAACACCGUUAGCACAAAAUCUUCAAAUCAACCCUCAGAGUAUCCAGAAUAGUGUGACUCAGCUGAAAGAAAUAUUGAGCAAUCUUGGCUUACGUGGUCGUGGGGAAAUAAAAGGGAAGCAAUUAAGCAACGCGAAUAAUUUAUUGCAACUAGCAGGAGUGAACGAUUCCGGAUUCUACACGAAUAGAUUGGAUCCAGCUGGAUUUUUCGGCGGAAAUGGUUGGUUGGCGAAUAAAGGAGGAAUCUUAGGCGGACCAGGAGCAAUUCUUUCCACUGGCAACGUCCUCACUGACUACCCUACUGCUUACAGGCGGAAGUAG
This is a messenger RNA of Habropoda laboriosa, 675 nucleotides long. RefSeq lists its product as uncharacterized. The record is from RefSeq and is a predicted model, not a curated record. Lineage: Eukaryota; Metazoa; Arthropoda; Insecta; Hymenoptera; Apidae.